Molecule: messenger RNA, 495 nt
Organism: Helianthus annuus (common sunflower)
Lineage: Eukaryota; Viridiplantae; Streptophyta; Magnoliopsida; Asterales; Asteraceae
Exons: 2
Coding region: 1-495 (164 amino acids)
Source: RefSeq, a predicted model, not a curated record
AUGGAGGAUGUAGGAGGGGUGUUUGGAGCCGUGAACAUGGAGGAAGUAAGAAGGAAAUUAGAGCAUCGGGCUCUUUGGGCACUUAAAACCGUGAAUUUGGAUCUAACCGAAGCCGCUAGAAAAAGGUUCUUUCAAAUUCAUGAAUUGGAAGCUCUUCGUGAUGCCGCAUACGAUCGUUCAUGGAGUAUUAAAGAAAAGUCAAAGGCUUUGCAUGAUAGGAAAUUGCGGAAGUUGAAGGAAUUUCGAGUUGGUGAUAAAGUGCUUUUGUUCAAUUCAAGAUUGAAGUUGAUUGCCGGAAAAUUGAAGUCAAGAUGGCCCGGGCCGUAUGUUGCGAAUGAGGUAUUCCCAUACGGUACCAUGGAGUUGCUUAACGAAGAUACUAAGAACUCAUGGAAAGUCAACGGACAUCGUUUGAAACACUACCUAGGGGGUCCCAUCGACACCGCCGAAGAGGAAGACGUUCCUCUUACGUUCCCACCUAGCACCGCCACAUAG